AAAAAGAUAUUAAGAUGCAGUGACAUUCUUUUUAUUAUUAAGUUGAAAAAUCUUCCUAGAAACUGCUUAGCAAAUGAAAAGUAAAUUCGUGUAUGAAAUACAAUGAAUAUUCGUCCGAAAUAACUGAUAUUUCCGGACAAAUGCUUUAUCUAUAAUCAGGGAAAUUGAUUGGUAAAGAAUUAUCUUUUUAUCAACUGGUCUUUGCUCUUAUUUGCUGGCGAGCCUAAUUUUAGUCUUUUUUUUACUGGAAUACGCAUGCUCGACUUCACAGUAGGACAUUCAGGGAAAACUUCAUCAGAUAGUAGUAAACUACACGAUAUGAAUUUUGUUUUAUAAUCUACAUAUGAUAUUGAGUUUUGUGUUUUGUUAACGUUGUUCAACCUGUACGUAAAUGCCAAAGAGUAACAUUAGCUUAGAGGAAAUGAGAAAAUAUGCGUUGAUGAUGGAGCGCCUUCAGGUUGAAAUCGGUGAGCUGAAACAAAACAUCACUUUAAACAAAGGCACGCCCUCUACACCUGUCACGUGUCCUAUUGGAUGGUCCAUGUUUGAGACUUCCUGUUACAUGGCUGUUAAUCAGCAGCUGUCCUGGAACGACGCCUCGAUGAAGUGUGUGAUGUCUGGUUCAAAACUUGUCGAAAUAGAAACAAAGGCGGAAAACGAUUUUCUGACAACUACCCUUCCAAAGUUUAAUACCGGAGAGGCCUACUGGACAGGGGGUAAAGACGAUGUCACGGAAGGUCUGUGGGUCUGGGUAUCGUCAGGAGCCACCUUUGGUUUCUUGGACUGGAAUCAAGGAGAACCGAAUGAUUCUGGUGGGAUCGAGGAUUGUUUGCAGUUAUAUAAAAGGAGAGGUCGCAAAACAUAUUGGAAUGAUAACUAUUGCGAAAAAUCAUUUAAUUUCAUCUGUGAACAAACUUUAUAGAUUUCAGAAACCAAAGAGCAUCAGCCACCUGCUAUCUAAUAAUAGCUAGUAUCUAGAUGGAGUAACGGGUACACGCGUGAUCUUGUAAGCGACUGUACAUAGCUAAAAGUUUGGAUAAUAAUCAAUUCAUCUUUUGUCAAUAUGUUUUAAUGUUUUUGUUACUUGGUAAAAAAAUUUUUAAGAAAGACAAACAACUGUAUUACAAUACUCAUCUUAUUUUUGGGCACAGUAUGAUUCGAUCAAUGUCAAUAAAAAAUAUACACAAUUUAAAAAAAACCAGAUUUCAAAUACUAAGCAAGUUAAAACAGGUGUUCUUUCUAACAAUGCGUAUUUCAGCAUUAAGGUAACUCGAAUGAUUUACUCGUAUAUGUUUAGUUUAAUUAUAUAUAAUCUAGGUUUCAAAACAAAAAUAUGUAAAUUAAUGUAGACAUAUAGUUUCAAUAAUAUUUGUAAUAUGACGCUGCUUUUAUUCCUUUUAUGACGCUUAUAUUCAUAUGAAGCAGAAUUAAUUCAAAAGCUUGUGCAAGGAAAGAAAAAAAAACACUUGCUGUGGCCUUCAACUCGACAUUUAAAUGUAUUGAUGAUGUUUUAUCUAUUAAGAAAUGUUACUUUUUCUCUUAUAUUAACUCGUAUAUCCCAGUGAGCUCGAAAUAAAAGAUACCACAUAUUCUUAGAUUCUGUUUCAUAUUUGGAAAGGUUAAAAAAGACAUUAAUGGUGGCCUAACAACAAAGCUUAAGAUAAACAUGAUGAUGAUUUUAAUUUUUCCAUCGUCAACUUCCCUUAUGUAGCAAUAUAACAUCAUAUCUGCUUAUGGGAUAUAUGUCCCUCAGUUUAUUCGUUGUGCAAGAACAUACUCUACAUACGAACGAUGUCUUAAGCGAGGCAAGUUACUG
Molecule: messenger RNA, 1816 nt
Organism: Magallana angulata
Lineage: Eukaryota; Metazoa; Mollusca; Bivalvia; Ostreida; Ostreidae
Product: perlucin-like protein
Exons: 5
Coding region: 392-922 (176 amino acids)
Molecular function (GO): signaling receptor activity
Source: RefSeq, a predicted model, not a curated record